UUUCUUUAUUCAAUAGCUUUUGAGGCUUCUCAUCUUUCGAGAAACGUCAUCCGAAAGCUCGCAUCGGAGCUUCAUCGCAUUAGAAAUGAGAGUUUACUGCAGGUUGUUGGCAGCAGCCACAGAGCUACCUGGGUCCGCUGGCACAAACCUUCGACGGACGCCAAUGGCUCUCCUGCCACCAGUUCCCUUAUAUCGACGCAUACUUCGCGCACAUCGGAAGCGUUUGCCCCCCGAGGAACGCACGCUUGGCGACCUCUAUGUGAAGGCUGAGUUUAGAGCCCACAAAGACAUUGACAAUCCCGUGCAUAUUAUUGGAUUCCUCACCGAAUGGCAAUUGUAUGCUCAGGCAAUAGAGGGCGACAAUUGGAAAGAUGGAAAAUUAGACAAGGCAAAACUCGACAAAAUGAGCGAUCAACAAAUUGGCCAGCUAUAUGAAUUAAUGCAAACCAUUCGGAGGCAAGACCUGGAGGACAGCGAGUCGGAUUCCAAACCGGAACAGUAACGGCCUGCGGUUUACAGGAGCUGCCAUUCACAUAUCCAAUCGCGAUGUCGCAUCAGCUGCUCUAUUCCUUCACAAUCCCCGUGCAACUUCGUAUGUGUGACCGACAGUCGCUCAUCACACGUUACCUUUUCCCGCACCAAAGGCCGUACUCUUAAUAAAGGCAAGA
Molecule: messenger RNA, 668 nt
Organism: Westerdykella ornata
Lineage: Eukaryota; Fungi; Ascomycota; Dothideomycetes; Pleosporales; Sporormiaceae
Product: putative ACN9 family domain-containing protein
Exons: 3
Coding region: 86-502 (138 amino acids)
Biological process (GO): succinate metabolic process; mitochondrial respiratory chain complex II assembly
Cellular component (GO): mitochondrial intermembrane space; mitochondrion
Source: RefSeq, a predicted model, not a curated record